Molecule: messenger RNA, 1005 nt
Organism: Neospora caninum
Lineage: Eukaryota; Apicomplexa; Conoidasida; Eucoccidiorida; Sarcocystidae
Product: putative aldo/keto reductase family oxidoreductase
Exons: 5
Coding region: 1-1005 (334 amino acids)
Molecular function (GO): oxidoreductase activity
Source: RefSeq, a predicted model, not a curated record
AUGACGCACCUCGCGCCUCUCUCCCGCUCUCUCUUCCUCCCCGCCUACACUUCUUUCCCCUCGCGGGGACCAGCCGGCCAAGACCCAGACGCCCAACGCCCCUCGGGUGUACAUACAGCGCCCGCCUCGCCCCCGUCCGCGCUCGGCAGGCGCAGAACCUCGCUCGAAGCUGAAGACCGACAGCGGAAGCUCGAGGGAGACGGCUCCUCUGCCUCGGCUUUGCGCCGAGAGGGAGACGACAGAAUCUGUGCCGGAGACGAGAGAGGUUCCCCUGGCCGUGGAGGAGCGGUCGAAAUACCGCGCCUCCUCUACGGCACGGCCUGGAAGAAGGAGCACACCGAGCGCCUCAUCAAACAUGCCCUCCUCGCAGGCUUCACGGGCGUCGACACAGCGUGUCAACCCAAGCACUACGACGAGCCGGGCGUGGGCCGCGGGAUUCAGGCGUUUUUGCGGGAGAGGAAUUUGUCGCGGAGCUCACUUUUCAUUCAAACAAAAUUCACGCCACUCGAGGGACAAGACCGCACCAAGCCGCUUCCGUACAACCCGCACGCCUCUGUGCACGAGCAAGUGCAGCAGUCGCUGCAGACAUCUCUCGCCAAUCUGAAAGUCGACUACCUCGACAGUGUGCUGCUUCACUCGCCUCUGAGGACUCUGGAGAAGACACUCGAGGCGUGGAGGUCUUUGGAGGAGGCAGUCGAUGAAGGCGUUGUGCGUCUUCUCGGCAUUCGGAAGUUCUGUCAGGAGCACUCCGUGGUGUACGAGGCCUUCUGGACGCUGACGGCGAAUCCCCACAUGCUCCGAUCCACUCCCGUUCGCGAAGCAGCUCGCAGUUUCAACUGCACGCCUGCGCAGGCGUGGUUCCGCUACCUGCUCGAAAAAGGCCUUGUGGUGCUCACAGGCACGACUUCGGAGACGCACAUGCGCGAAGAUCUGGACGUUCUGAACCUGGACUUCUCGCAAGCUGCGUUCGACGCAGUGGACUCCGAAGUCGAGCGAUUCACGUGA